This is a messenger RNA of Gloeophyllum trabeum ATCC 11539, 1420 nucleotides long. RefSeq names its product Metallo-dependent phosphatase. Gene Ontology annotation, biological process: polyphosphate catabolic process. The transcript has 7 exons. Gene Ontology annotation, cellular component: cytoplasm. The annotation marks the transcript as partial. The record is from RefSeq and is a predicted model, not a curated record. Lineage: Eukaryota; Fungi; Basidiomycota; Agaricomycetes; Gloeophyllales; Gloeophyllaceae. Gene Ontology annotation, molecular function: endopolyphosphatase activity; phosphatase activity.
GAUGGAGGAGGCGUCGGUGGGGGGUUGGGUGGAGAGGGAAAGGGAGGGGCAAGGGGAUGUGGAACGCGCGCCGGAUUUUAAUAGAUAUAUUCAUACCAGGACGCUGUCCGAACAGGAUAUUGGAUUAGGUGACCCAGAUCGCCGUGUUAUACUGGUAGGAGAUCUCCACGGCAUGAACGAGUCCUUACACGACCUCCUCACCUCCCUUUCCUACAAUCCCUCCGCAGACACCCUCAUCCACGUCGGCGACCUGGUGCAGAAAGGCCCCAUGUCCGGAUCCGUUGCCCUCCUCGACUUUCUCGCCUCCAAGCGCAUCUACGGCGUCCGCGGGAACCACGACCAGCCCGUCGUCCAAUGGCGCUUGUGGUUCAAUUGGAUCGAGGCGCAGAAGGGCGGGAAGGAGUGGUUGCGGGAUAUUGAGCGGAAGCACCGGCGGGGAGAGCUCAAUGCUGAGGAGAAGAGGGCGAUGAAGAAGCGCAAGGGGAAGUGGUGGAGCAAGGUGCCGAAGGGUUGGAAGAUGUUUGGCGUGCAUUACAGGAUUGCGAGGGAGAUAUCAGACGAGCACUAUGAUUACUUGGUGUCCUUGCCGCUCGUCCUGCAUAUCCCAUCGCAGCAUAUGUAUGUGGUGCAUGGGGGACUGCUGCCGUAUAACCCCAAACGUCCCAUGGACCACCCGAAGCAGCCUCUGGCUCACCUGCCUUCGCUGACUUCCCGCCAUGUGGGGAGCGUAAAUAUGGACGAGGAGGAGAUGCGGGUGGCUCAGGAAGUCGAGCUGCUGACGAAGGUACCGCAGAAUACGGAUCCGUGGGUGGUCAUGAACGUCCGGAGUGUUACGGAUUCUGGCAAGAUCACAAGGAAAUCAAAGAAGGGCACGCCGUGGACGAAGCUGUGGAACAAGACCGUGAAGAAAUGUGCUGGCUUUGACGUCACUGCGCGCAAGGGAAAGAAGAGAGACGAGCUGCCUUGUAUGCCAUCGACAGUUGUGUACGGACACACUGCUUCCCGUGGGUUGGAUGUGCAUAGGUGGAGCGUUGGCCUUGACAGCGGAUGCGCUCAUGGACGGCGACUCACGGCGCUGGUGCUGUCGGGCGCGGAGUUGGCAUCAUCUUUGCAAGCCAGCAGUCUGGCUGUCGACGGCAACCUCACGAGCGAUGCUCUUGCCGUUCAGGGUGAUGACUAUCCGAUACAGCAUCUAGAAGACGACGAAGACGACGAGCAGGACAACCGGGACGAGGAUGACGACGACGAUCCUGACUGGGACGAUGAAGAGGAAAACGGCAAGAAGCCGAAGGACGCGACUAAGAUCCCGUUCGGAGACGAUGGGAUUGGGAGGCUUUACAGCGUCAAGUGUCAUACGAAGUGAUUGGUACAGGGUAAUGGAUCCUGGUUUGGGUUCUUGGAAUUUGGAUCAUGUAUUUGU